AAAUAUGAAGUGUCUACAGGAGCCGAUUCAUCUGUGUGUAUCAGCCAUGGCAAGGCUGUGGUCGAGGUAACAAAUGCUCCCGUUGUCGUGAAGCCGGAUUUAAGCAUAGCCGGCUACCAUUUCACAGCUACUGUAACGAACAAGGAAAAGCCUCUACCGGAUGUUCGCCUUACCUUGUAUUCAGAGGUUAAGCCAGAACUCACUGACUGCAAAGCUAUUUCUUCACCGGUGAAAGGUGCCGAAUCUGCCAAGUUCUCGUGUCCGAUCGGUGCGACGUCAGCUGAAGGUCGUGUUGUGGUACCAUGUUUGCCAUCAGGAACAUAUUUCAUCACGGCUGAGUACAAAAAUGGCGAUACGGAGUUCCAGUUCAAACCUUCAGUGCAAAAGCUAGUUGUGAAGGACCGCGCCACCACGAUUUCGUUCUCCGUCAGUGGAUUUACAGCACGUGGACGAGUUGUUGUUGGCAAUAAAGGAAUAUCUGGGGCAGAAGUGAUUGUACAGGGCAAUAAAAUAACUGAAACUGAUGCCAAUGGCUACUAUACUCUUCAGGCGCUCACGGAAGGUCCUGUUGAGGUCACAGACUCCCUCACGCCAAAUUCAGCACAGUGA
Molecule: messenger RNA, 609 nt
Organism: Cooperia oncophora
Lineage: Eukaryota; Metazoa; Nematoda; Chromadorea; Rhabditida; Trichostrongylidae
Source: the annotation of a GenBank genome assembly